Messenger RNA from Macroventuria anomochaeta, 2352 nucleotides. RefSeq lists its product as uncharacterized. Gene Ontology annotation, molecular function: RNA polymerase II general transcription initiation factor activity; TFIIF-class transcription factor complex binding; DNA binding. Lineage: Eukaryota; Fungi; Ascomycota; Dothideomycetes; Pleosporales; Didymellaceae. The transcript has 2 exons. Gene Ontology annotation, cellular component: nucleus; transcription factor TFIIF complex. Bases 115 to 2352 code for a protein of 745 amino acids. Gene Ontology annotation, biological process: positive regulation of transcription elongation by RNA polymerase II; transcription initiation at RNA polymerase II promoter. The record is from RefSeq and is a predicted model, not a curated record.
UCACCAUUGUCUUGAACAAGAGGCUGCACUUCUGCUGCCUUUCACCGCCAUCCACGACACACUUUCCGCCCACCACAUUCUUUUCCAUAGUCCUAAUAUACACACUCGUUCAUCAUGAACAACCUGCCUACGGCGCCUCAGCAGGCGCCGCCGUCUGCAGCUCCAAAUGGACAGCAGCCUGCGAAAAAGAAACGUCCACGUCCCAAAGAAGGCCCUUUGCGCGCGCCUCGUCGACCGCUCGCAAAGAUCACGCGCCCUUUGGUGUCUCUGGCGCAGAUGAAUGAGAGCAACAAGCCUGCCGAUGCCACCGCUCAAGGGACUGCGUCGCUCGCUGCGCUGCGCCAUGAGUACCAACAGGCAGGCGCGACCAGCUUCCCGCUUAUUGUCACACGCCGCGACCUCAAAGAGCUGCGGCAUCACGUCAUGCGAGUCCAGAACAAGACACACGUCGACAUUCAGGAUCCGAGCCAGUUCGCUACGCCCAUCCGCCUUCACCGUCGAGACCCCCGUGCGCCGCCCAGUGGAGCAGGCUCUCACUUCGAGGAGGAAGACACCAAGGAGGACUUGGAGGAGAUCAAGGAGCGCGAGAGGAUCGAACAGCAGAGGGAGGAGCGCCGCAAGAUUCGAGAGGAGAAUCAGGCGAAGAUUGCGCCUACAGGCAAAUCAAAGCCCCAGGCUUUUCAAAAGAAGACGGAGCAGAAGUACCGGCCAGACGACACACCAGAGGCUAAGAAACGCCAGCUGCUGCGGUACGAGGAGACUCUGCCCUGGCACCUCGAGGACUUCGAGAACAAGCAGACGUGGGUUGGCACGUAUGAGUCGGAGCUUUCUGAGGCACACGUCAUGCUGUCCCAGAACUCGCAAGGCACCAUCCAGCUGGCGCCCAUCGAGCGCUGGUACAGGUUCAACGUCAAGGGCAAGGUCAAGGUCACAGGCGACGAUACCGACAAGGUCAUGUUCAAGGUCGAGAGGGUGCCUGGCUUCCUACGGAACAUCGAGCAGCGUGCUGAGGCGAAAGAAAAGGAAGCACACCAGCUUCGAGGCAGGAACCAGAUGAGCACCCGAGUGGGCGGUGGUGCCGACGACGAAGGCCGCAUCCGCGCAGUGCGAAACGACGAGGGUUACAUCAAGCGCGAGGCGGAUGCUGACGAUAUCGAUUUCAACCUCGAAGAGGACUUUGCGGAUGACGAAGAGGGUCUGAACGGAUUGUUUGAGGGUGACGAAGUGGAUGUCAAGGAGGCUGCUGAGAAGUUGAGGCGAGACCAGCUGGCUGCCUCACUCUGGGACCGUAACGAGAAGAAGAUACAGGAAGAGGAAGAGCGCGAGGAGAUGGAAGCAGAGAUGGCCAAGGAGCUUGAGAAGGGGCUGAGGAAGACGCUGGUUAAGCGUGGCAAACUCUAUGAUUACGCCGAAAGCGACAUGUCUGAAGAAUCCGAAACCGACAGCGAAACAGAACGUCAGCGCGCAAAGGAAGAAGAGGAGAAGAAGGCCGUCGAGGCGAAAGCUGCAGGGACUGGCAACGCACCCUCUGGCACUUCGAGUAAAGGCACCAACACACCCAUGGGCUCGAGUACCCCAUCCGGCACCCACAAGCCCGUCGACAAACUCAAAUCCAAGAAGCGGCCCAACUCCGAGAUGUCUGAGGCCAGUGGCAACGAGUCCUCACGUAUCAAGAAGAAAAAGAAGAACAAGCUCAACGUCGUCCUCGGCAACGGCUCCCCCACCGCAUCUGCAAGCACUAGUCGCGCGGGCAGUCCUGCGCCCGGCUCCCCUGCCCCCAGCCAACCCAAGCUGCCCUCCGCGAAGGAGAUCUACGAUUCCCUGCCGCCGCAGGGUAUGGGUAUCCAGGCGCUCAUUGGCAUGUUCAAGGGACGUGUGGACAAAGAAAACUCAAAAAACUUCAUCUCCAUCGUCAAGGCCGUGUCUACGUUUGACACCCAGCGCAAAUGGCUUACACCGCUGCCACAGAUGCCGAGCGAGGAGAGCAUCAACGAGAAGCUCAACAAGAAGCAAAAUCACGGCUCUCUAGCCCCACAAGGGAUGGAUCUGCGCGCUUUUGUCGGGUUGUCCAAAGACCGUGUUGAUAAUGACACCUACAAAGCUUUUGUUCAUAACACCAAAUCAGUAUCGAGUUACGACAACCAAAGGAAGUGGCUUGCCCCGUUACCGCAGAUGCCCAGCGAGCAGACUGUAAUCAAGAAGAAGAAGAAGAAGAAGCAGAAGAACGCGGAAACAAACGAAAAGCCUUUCAGCACCGCAACGCCGAGUACAGUCGUCGAGUGGGUCAAAGAAGUGAGGCUGGCAGUGAAACGGCGUUUUGUCUCUGCGGCGUGGGUUCGCUUGCAUGGGUGA